CCCAGCAGCGGUCCCGCCCCGCCGCGCCCCGCCCCGGAAGCGUUUCUAGGUGACGGCCGCCCCGGCCCGGCUGCGGCUGAGCGGGCACUGCUAUGGAGCACAUCCGCACCACCAAGGUAGAGCAAGUGAAAUUACUGGAUAGGUUCAGCACGAGCAAUAAGUCACUGACGGGAACUCUAUACCUUACAGCAACUCAUCUGUUAUUCAUAGAUUCAAGCCAGAGAGAGACGUGGAUUCUACAUCAUCACAUCGCUGCAGUAGAAAAACUUCCCUUGACUACUUCAGGCUGCCCGCUUGUCAUCCAGUGCAAGAACUUCAGGAUAGUUCAUUUUGUCGUUCCCAGAGAAAGGGAUUGUCAUGACAUCUACAACUCUUUGCUUCAGCUGUCAAGAACAGCAAAAUAUGAAGAACUGUACGCUUUCUCCUAUAAUCCAAAACAAAAUGAAGCUGAGCAAGUCAAAGGUUGGCAGCUUAUUGAUCUAGCAGAAGAAUACAAGAGAAUGGGAGUGCCAAAUGCUAACUGGCAAUUGUCCGAUGCAAAUCGUGAUUAUAAGAUUUGUGAAACCUAUCCUAGAGAACUUUAUGUUCCCAGAACUGCAAGCAAGCCCAUAAUUGUUGGUAGCUCCAAGUUCAGAAGCAAAGGAAGAUUUCCAGUGUUGUCAUAUUAUCAUAAAAAUAAAGAGGCUGCAAUUUGCAGGUGCAGUCAACCUCUCUCAGGUUUCAGUGCCAGGUGCCUGGAAGAUGAACACAUGUUGCAAGCCAUCAGUAAAGCAAAUCCUUUAAAUCGCUACAUGUAUGUCAUGGACACCAGGCCAAAGCUUAAUGCAAUGGCAAACAGAGCUGCUGGGAAGGGCUAUGAGAAUGAGGACAACUACUCUAACAUUAGGUUCCAGUUUGUUGGCAUUGAAAAUAUUCAUGUAAUGAGAUCCAGCUUACAAAAACUUCUGGAAGUCUGUGGCACAAAAGGUUUGUCUGUCAAUGACUUUUUGUCUGGUCUGGAGAAUUCUGGAUGGUUGCGUCACAUCAAAGCUGUGUUGGAUGCUGCUGUCUUCUUAGUCAAGGCAAUAGCGGUUGAGAGUGCCAGUGUAUUAGUGCACUGCUCUGAUGGCUGGGAUAGGACUUCCCAAGUUUGUUCUCUUGGAGCUCUCUUACUAGAUUCCUAUUAUAGAACAAUCAAAGGAUUUAUGGUCUUGAUAGAGAAAGACUGGAUCUCUUUUGGGCACAAGUUCUCUGACAGGUGUGGUCAGUUGGAUGGUGAUCCAAAAGAGAUCUCACCAGUGUUCACCCAGUUUUUAGAAAGUGUGUGGAAUCUGACUGAGCAGUUUCCACAAGCCUUUGAGUACAAUGAAGCUUUCCUCCUUCAGAUCCAUGAACACGUCCAUUCAUGCCAGUUUGGUAACUUCCUUGGAAACUGUCAAAAAGAGCGAGAAGAACUUAAGUUAAAAGAGAAGACAUAUUCCUUGUGGCCGUUCCUUCUGAAUGAACAAAAGAAAUACCGGAAUCCUCUGUAUAAUCCAGACUUUUCUCCAGAACUGACUCUUUUGGAGCCUAAUACAGUAUCAUUCAAUUUUAAGUUUUGGAGAAAUAUGUACCAUCAGUUUGAUCGAAGUAUGCAUCCCAGGCAAUCUGUGCUCAAUCUUAUAAUGAACAUGAAUGAACAAAAUAAACAACUAGAAGAAGACAUUAAAGAACUGGAAGCUAAAAUAAAGCAGAGAAGUGGGCAGUCAGAUGCAGUCCUUGGGAAGGAACAUCAGCAGUCUGCUCAUCCUGCACCCAUGGCACUGAAGACCCCUCCAUCCUUCAAAGAGCAGCCGCUGAUCCCAGUGAAUGAUGCUGUGAGAACUAUAGAGGGCAGCAACACAGCAGACAAUCGCUACAGUGAAUUUGUGGCAGAGUUCUCAAAAGCUGAGCCUGCUGUUGUCAGCUUGGAGUAUGGAGUGGCCAGGAUGACCUGCUAAUUAAAAUCCUGCACUGUGUUCCUCUUCUAGACUGAUUGAAUUAAGAGAUGGAUCAUGUUGAGGAUGGGUCUGUGCUGCAUGACCAAAACAUGAUUUGUAUAUUGGCAAGUUUUUUCAAUGUAGACUAGAACAGCAUGCUAGUUGUCAAGUGGUUGCUGUUCUCUUAAGGAAAAAAAAGUUCAGUUGUCUUAAAAGAAAUGAGGGCAUUUGGUGAGUAGUGACUAAAAAUCAAGGAAUGGUAUGUCUUUGGACUUUGUCUCUGGACAAGUCGGUUUGCACUAAAUUGAUUAAAAUAGUAAUAUUACUUUAUUCAGUAUGGGAAAACAGGUGGUCUUUCACAAAUUGAUUUUAUUUGGGCAAGAAAACUUGAACUUUCUAUUUUAGGAACUGAAACUACAUGUAUAUACUAGCAUAUGAUAUGAGUAUGUAUACCCUUGUUUAAUGUCACCCAGUACUAACUUUCAGUGUAUUAAGUGCCAUGGAAAAGUAUGAUAUAUUUCAGAUCAUAAAAAGUUGGCCUUAAACCUGUCAGAUCAAUGAUAUUGCCCUUUACUACUGCAGUCUACCUGGCUCUGUUUACAUUGCAUUUGCUCAAAUUGUUACUUCCUGAAAACAGGACUGAAUAUAAGGAAUGAAGUACGCCUAAGCUGGCACAGCCUUUCAGCAAAUAGCUGUAUGAAUGUUAAUGUAUCACUGAGGACUUUUUUCUUAGUUUCCUCUGUUGUUUAAAAUAUAAUGAUUGGCCUGAUUAUUUUUUUUUUUUCCCCUUUCUGGCAGCUCAGUAGAUUGAGUAUUGUUGAAGUUACAGGUUGUCUGAUCUUAAAUUUUUUGAUUUGUGGCAAGGUAUUUUAAAUGUAGAGUAAAAAGAGUGAAACACAUCAUGUAAGAUAAAUAAGCCAAUAGCCGACUAGUCAGGUUCAUUCAGUUUGUUUACUAUGUACUGUGCAGUUGUUCAAGUUGCAAGAAUGGAAACAGAAGUUUUGGAAGUGUAGUCUAUUGACACUUUUGCCAAGUUAGUCAUUUAUGUGUCCAAAGCUCAUGAGAAACUGAGUGCCUCCUAAAUCUUUCACUAGAAAAAAAAUUUUAGUUGUUAUUGAAACACCCUUCUCGUCUUGUAAAAACUUGUCCAUCUAUGCAUAUUUGAAGUAAUUUCAGUACAUUGUGGAGGUUUUUUAUGUAAUUGGAGAGAGGACAAAAACUUCUAGAAGCAUGAAGUAGAGAUCAUGGGACACAAACUUAAAGUUUGUGAGUUCCCCCUUUUUUUCUUAACUAUAUAUCUGUAACCUUCUAGUAAGGGAAAAGGUUGUUGCUGAAGUUUGUCUCAUGAUGAAGUUUAUGAGCAGAUUACAGAACAGGGAAGAAAAAUGCUGGUGGCCAUUUCUAAAACAGAGGUAUAAAUUACAACUUUGGGUAUUAAGGUGCCUAGGUAUGAUGAUAGAUUAAUGCUACUGACCUUUUAGCUCUAGAUUUAAAUCUUUUUUUGGUUACAAGUGAAAAUUAGUUUAUUCUCAUUCUAAUCCCUGAAGUCUGCUUUGUUAAAAUUACUAGUUUGCCACACAAUUUAACAUAAUUGGCAGUGUUUCCCUCUGCACCAUAUUGGAUCCAGGACUCGUAUUUACAAGGCCAGUAUGGGUCAUGAUCAAGUUGCUCUUGUGAAGCUGUCUGGGAGAAAUUAACUGUGACUCCUGUAUCUGAUUAGUAAUUCACCCAUUUCACUGAUUUGUUUUUUUAAAAGCCUAUAAGUGUAAAUAAAUGUUCCUAAGUAUUUUUAUUCCCAAAGAUACGACCAUAGUGUCAUCUUUAAAAUACACUAUCCAGUCAUUUAAACAUGCUUAGAAUUUCUCCACUACAAGUUUUGAUAGUUUCACAUUUGCACAGUGGUGCCUUACAGGGUCGCAGCAAGAGAGGUUUUUGUGCCUUGUUAUUUAUUGUCUCCCCUUCUCCCACACUUCUGUAUCAACUUAGUUCUGUGGUUUUCCUUGGGAAAAACAUCUUAUGUAUAUUAAGCUUGUAUUGUAUCACAGUAGUGAAACCAACUUAUCGCUGGCAAUAUAGGUAAGUGUUAAUAAUUUGUAUGUACUUGUUUUAAUAUUUAGCUGCUCUGGUGUGCCAUGUAAACUUUUCAUAUUUAUUGUUUAGAGUUUAUAGACUCAAAAGAUUAUAUUAAGCCUUUUUGCAAAUACUGUUGUAUGUUGUUUUUACUUUAACAGCCAUCUGAGUGCCCCUGUAUACAAGGCUUUUGAAGAGAUGUGUUCCCUCUCAGUACUGUUAAAGUGAGUUUACUUUGGUCCUCAGGCCCUUUUUAUGGGCAGAGUUUGCUUCUGAGCGAAAGGAAUCGGGAUGCGUUUUUAUUUAAAUCAAGGUAGGCAUGUUAGGUCAGCUUUGAAAUGCCAUAAUACUAUCUGCUCAGGCAUAGAACCUGUUUCUUCGUCAAGAAAUACCAUACUUCUUGAUCUGAAGUAAGUAUUUUACUCCAGUUAAUAUGCGCAUAGAGCUUUAUAAGGCUGUUUUGUAGAGCAGCCUUCUUAAAAAGUCCAGAUAGCUCUGCCAACUCGGCCCCCAGGGUCACCAGCGAGAAAAGUUCCUGCAGAGAGGCAGCUGUCUCUUCUCAUUUGUUGUUUAGGCUUAAGCCAAAAACUACCUAAAGCACAUGGGACCUGUGGUGAAGUAAAUAGAUAGUAGCAAAGUGAGCUUCAGCAGAAAGCUUGGCAGGAUGGCCAGGACUCAGCAGGGUGGGGCUGUUCUGUGUCCUUCAAGAAGGGUUUAAAAAACAUCAAGCAAGCUGACUGAAAAAAAAACUGGCAGAAGCCUUCUAGGAGCAGAAAGAAUUUUAAUUAUUUCAGUGGAUGAGCUUUUCUUCAUAAUGAACGUGCUGCUCCAAGAGCAGUUAGAGCACUGAAAGGUGCCUGGUACGAUCAAAAUAAUGCACAGAACUCUCACGCUGCAGCAUUACUGUGUUGUUGGUACACUCACCAAGUUGCUUGGGAAUAUAAUGUCCCAGAUAAAAGUUGCUAGAGUUGAUUCUGCUCUGUUGCUUGCAAGGCUUUGACACCUGUCAGUUCUGUGCUUCACCUUGAGAAGGUCUUGGUAAAGUCCUUGGGUUUCUGUGUUUUGUGCUGUAGUUGAUCUUUUUUUCCAGUCAGAGUGCUAUAAAAGAGAAAUAUUUCCUUUUAAUUAACCAAGCCGAUAGUCUCACCUGAGCAACUACAACUGGUUUCACUUUGUACUCCAGACAAUUUAAAAUAUUUAUUUCACUAGUACAGAAAGAGGUGGGUUUAUUUUUAAGAGGCUUGCUAUUACUGUAAUAUAUUCUUCAAUACAAGUUUAAAUAUCCAACUGUUCUCUUUUGUAGGACAACUGCCAAAUCAACAGACUAAGAAAUUAAUUAAGCAACACUGAACUGAGUGUGUGCAUUUUCCACACAUGUCCAAUUACUAGUGACCUAAAUCUAGGGCAAAAGCCUGAAGUCUGGAGAGUCCAUUUAGAGAAUUGGAACAGCAACCCUUCCACAGGGAUGUGCGGUUUUAUGUAGAGCAAAUGCUCUAAUGUAAUGUUGUUUUAGAGGGAAAGCUAUUACAAAUAAAACUGUGACAAUUUGUGUCCCGUCCUCAGGAUAAGCAAGUGUGCUGGAGAAGGCCUUGCUUGGAAAGGUGUGGUGGUCUUCCUCUGUAGCUGCUGUUUUCCUAAGGCCUUUUGGUGAAGUAACACGUCAGCAAAUCUCUGAGAAUUUGCUACUCCCAUUCUGGUAAACUAAGCGCAUACCUAGAUGCACGGUUGGGCUGAAGUGGGCUGGGGUACCUUGGCUUCACCACCAUCCACUUAAGGAAGUGACACAAACAAUACAAAGAAAUUCAGUGUUAAAAUAGCACAGGGCACACGCUAUCAGCAGCUGUUCUUUAGAGUCCUGCCCUGCUCUUGAGCAAAUACAGCUAGCACGAGGGCCUCGCAUAAGUGUGAUGGCUGCUUUCUAGUUAGUGUAAAGAUAAUCUGAUUUCAAACUAGAUCAUCCCUCCGCAGUGGUAACUAUAGAUCUCUAGGUCAGAGCCUAAAGGUUGCUCUUAAAACUCUUUAGUUGCUAAUAGUUCUAAACCUGUAGCUGAUCAUAGUCUAAGUAUACUGGUUGUGAAACCUAUAUUAACCUUUAGGAUUAGAGCUGUAGAUUAGACUGAAGUUUGCUUUGACUUGCUUUUGCCACUUAGGCCACACUUCCCUCCAACUGCUGCUUACUGUGGUGCCUGGUAUCUGUGAGAUGUGACAGGUGGCUUAAUGCUCUGGAUGUUUCAAAAAGCUGGAAGUACUGCAACUUCCUUCCACUAUUCUGAAAGCUUGGAUCUGCCUUACUGAACAGUGUGGGUGAGCUCAUGUUUGAUCUAGCUAGCUUGACCUGCCUGCAUGUUAAAUAGCAUUGAAAACCAGCAUGGUGCAACUUCUGUAUGUGCCAUAGGCUUAAGGAAAAGGAUGUGGUUGGAGACCCUUGUCACAGCAUGUAGCAAGGAACAGGACCCUGCUGGAGUACGACUCAAUAAAGGAGAAGCUGUAGAGCUGUUUUGAUGUCCAGCAGCAGCUCAGGGUCCUGAGGUGGAAGGUCAGAGGCAUGCUGCUCCUGAGGUCACUUUCCAGGUCCCAGAGAAUUCGGUGACCUGGUCUAUUAAACAGUUGUAGCUGAACAACUCUGCAGUGGCAUCAGGCAAGAGGAAAUGUACAUCUGAGUCUGUGUUUCUUAACCUACUGGCUUCAAGUAAUAAAUGUCCUGGUGGUAACUUUGAACUUGCGGUGCAGUAUUUUCUUUAUCCUUGUUUAUAGGUUUAACUCUUGAGGUCAGUUGUAUACUGUUUAUAAUUAAGUAGGAUUAUAGUUUUUGACACACACUAUAAAAGCGUUUUCCGUUUUAAUGACAAGGUUAAUGUGUACAUACAUGCAGAGAUACAAAGCACCAGAUAUUUCUGCUGAGUGCUUUUCUUGCAAGUAGGCAGCCUUGGCGAAGGCCCAUGCUGCCCCACAAGGACAUUUCUUAUGACCUAGCAUUACAGAUUGGUUUCCUUGCUCUGUCUUACUGUUGCUCUUCAGUCUUACAGUUCAUCCUUGUGGCUGGCUGUCAGCAAUGUCCCUUGACAAACAUCUUUCCAGCAACGAAAAUGGGUUGAUUUGUUUUUCUGUGUCAUUUUUACCCCUGGACUAGUGAACUUGGAAAAAUACCACUUAUUUUCCCUUUCAGGGCUUUUGAGUGCCUGGUGAUUUCCACAGGCGGUUUACUUAAACAAUUUAACUUCAGAUCUGGCUAUUUUAAAAAAAAAAUAAAAAUAAAAAAAUUCAAUUGUUGGAUGUGGUGAAGGGAAAGAAAACUGUCUUCAUUGUCAUGUAUCUGGAAAGUGGCUGUUUCACUAGCAUUUAUUGCUCUAUGUAACAUUCCCUGUAAAAACCAUUUAUCUUUGUGCUGGGAUCAUGCUUGAUAUAUAUUCCUGAAGAAACUUUAGCAAAUGGAAUUUUGUAAUAAGUAUUUGUCUGUGUUUUGAAAAUCCAUAAAGCUUAAAAUAAAAUGAACUUAAUAUUGCCAAUCUAA
This is a messenger RNA of Falco peregrinus (peregrine falcon), 7518 nucleotides long. It is a transcript of the gene MTMR6, whose product is annotated as myotubularin related protein 6. Gene Ontology annotation, molecular function: phosphatidylinositol-3,5-bisphosphate phosphatase activity. The record is from RefSeq and is a predicted model, not a curated record. The coding region runs from base 93 to 1958 and encodes 621 amino acids. The transcript has 14 exons. Lineage: Eukaryota; Metazoa; Chordata; Aves; Falconiformes; Falconidae. Gene Ontology annotation, biological process: dephosphorylation. Gene Ontology annotation, cellular component: nuclear envelope.